AUGUUUGGAAUUAAUUCGCCUGAGAAUCAGUACGAUUAUGCUGCCUGGCAGAAAAUCUUUUCCAAUUAUGAUCCAAGCACAAUCUCAUCGAUAUCACAGCAAAAUCAAAAAGAUAUUGCCGAAUUAUACGAAAAAUUCCUUGAGAUUUUCCCUCAUCUUCACAUUUAUUGGACAAAAUAUGCUCAAUUCCAAUUAGCUGCUUCAGGAGUUAUUGAUGAUGCUAUUAAAAUCUUCGAAAGGGCUCUUGAAAAGAAUAUCUUAUUUUAUUCAAUUGAUAUGUGGAAUGAAUUCAUUAAAUUCAUCGUAUCUAACAUGCAAGAAAAUAAGAAGAUGAUUCGCGCAGUCUAUGCUCGUGCUCUUGAUGCUGUUGGUUGGCACUUCAAGUCUGGCUCAUUAUGGACACAAGCUAUUGAUUUUGAAUUGCAAAAUUCCCGCAACCCAUUCUUCUACUAUGCAAAAUCUGUUAAGAAUCCUACAUCAGAUCUUGUUAAAUUGUACAAAGAAAUGCAAACAAUCAUUCCGAAAACAGAAACGGAAAUCAUUACAGGCAACAGUCUUGACAUGACUCUUUCCGAAUACAUUAACCUUCCAGAAGCUCGUCUUGGCACUCAAAUUGUCGCUACAGAUGACAAAAACAGACUUGAAAUACUUUCUCAGGUUGCAACCACAUAUGAACGCUCUGCUGCUCUUUGCCGUGAGAUCCUUCCAUACGAAAGCCAGAUUACCCGUGAUUAUUUCCAUUUCAUAACUCCAGAUGAAGCUCAGAUCUCUAUUUGGGAACAAUAUUCCACAUGGGCAAUUGAGAAAGGCAACAAUGAAGCAGCUGUUCGCAUUUUUGAGCGUGCAGUAAUUCCAUGUGCUCAUAUUGAUGCAAUUUGGCUUGAAUAUGCAUUUUAUCUCGAAGAUAUUGGUAAAAUCGAAGAAGCACGCGAAGUAUACGAGAGAAUGCCACAAGAUAUACUUAAGCGCUGCAAAGUUUACCAUGCGGCUUUCGAAGAACAAUACAACAAAGAAAAAGCAUCCGAAAUUUACCAAAAUCUUUCCAGCAGUGAUUUUGUUGAAGAAGUCCUUGCAGCAGCUAAUUAUUUCCACAGGAUACAGGAUGACGAAAACUCAGUGAAAGUACUCACAGAAGCACAGGCAAGACUCCAAGCAGCAAAUGACUCAAACGGUGCAGGAGUUGUCAACGCGAGAUUGAUGGAUAUUCAGUGGCCAACACAACCUGUUGAAAACUCCGCUGUUUCUAUUGUUAAAUUCUGCCAACUCGCGGAAAAUGAUGAUAAAAACACGUUGCUCUUCAAUGCUGUCUUCGGAGAACCAGCUCCAAUUUGCUUGGAAGACAGAGUACAACUCGCUGUUCUUUACUACGAAUUAAUAAGAACUCUCAAUGUCAGUUUGGAUUUCCAAACUCAGUUGGAAAUGAAAGUCCAACAAUUGAAGUCGAAGUUAUUGUGGUACAGGUCUUUCUUCGAUCAGAAUCAACUCAUCAAUGAAGUUCCGCCUGAAAGAAUACAACAAAACUGGGAGAAAUAUCAAGAAGGCUUAUAA
Messenger RNA from Trichomonas vaginalis G3, 1548 nucleotides. RefSeq names its product mRNA 5'-splice site recognition. Gene Ontology annotation, molecular function: protein binding. The record is from RefSeq and is a predicted model, not a curated record. Gene Ontology annotation, cellular component: U1 snRNP; U2-type prespliceosome; commitment complex. Lineage: Eukaryota; Parabasalia; Trichomonadida; Trichomonadidae. The transcript has a single exon. Gene Ontology annotation, biological process: mRNA 5'-splice site recognition; RNA processing. The coding region runs from base 1 to 1548 and encodes 515 amino acids.